Messenger RNA from Daldinia childiae, 1569 nucleotides. Its product is annotated as L-2,4-diaminobutyrate decarboxylase. NCBI's taxonomy places the organism in Eukaryota, Fungi, Ascomycota, Sordariomycetes, Xylariales, Hypoxylaceae. The coding region runs from base 1 to 1569 and encodes 522 amino acids. The record is from RefSeq and is a predicted model, not a curated record. Gene Ontology annotation, molecular function: pyridoxal phosphate binding; carbon-carbon lyase activity. The transcript is spliced from 3 exons. Gene Ontology annotation, biological process: carboxylic acid metabolic process.
AUGGACACAGAAGCCUUCCUCAGCACCUCCUACACCCUCAUCCGAUCCGUCGCCGCCGUGCCCCCCGGCACAUCCGCACCAACCCUCCCCUCCACCUCCGCCCUCUCCACCGCCCGAUCCAGCAUCCCCAGUCCCUCCACCCCCAACGCUCUCACCGGCCGCGGUCCCGCCGCCACCCUCGCACACCUAACAGCCGACAUCGCGCCCGCGCUCGCCGGCCAUAACCGCAGCGGCCGGUACUACGGGUUCGUAACCGGGUCCACGCUGCCGGUCGCCGAGGCCGCUGAUAACCUGGUCUCGGCGCUGGAUAACAGCCUGCAGGUGCAUCUGCCGGGACAGAGCGUGGCGACUGAGGUGGAGGAUGUGGCGUUGAGGUUGUUGUUGCGGCUGCUGGGUUUAGACGAUGGGGAUGGAGAGAGCUGGGCUGGCCGCACUUUUACGACAGGCGCGACGGCAAGUAAUGUCUUGGGAUUAGCGUGUGGGCGUGAAGCCGUGAUUAGCGCACGCUUGCCGGGCGGAGGUGCGGAUGGUAGUGUAGGCGAAUUAGGACUGCUAGGCGCGUGUGCUGCCGCGGGCGUGAAAGAGAUUCAGGUCCUGACGAGUAUGGGCCAUAGUUCGCUAUCGAAGGCUGCGUCGAUCGUGGGGCUAGGACGGCAUGCGGUCAAGGAACUACGGUAUAGCGAGGCUGAGCCCUGGAGGUUGGACUUGGAUGCUGUGGAGAAAGAGUUGCAGCGCGAAGGUGUUGCUAGUAUUAUAGCUGUUAGUGCGGGUGAGGUUAAUACGGGAAGAUUUGCGACGACUGGCUUCGAGGAGAUGCGGCGGUUACGGGAUUUGGCUGAUAAGUACAAGGCUUGGAUACACGUUGAUGGUGCAUUCGGCAUCUUUGCCCGCGCCCUGCCAGCAAUAAGCGAGUUUGCACGACUCCGGGAGUUUACAGCCGGUCUCGAGUUGGCGGAUAGUAUCACCGUAGACGGACACAAGCUUCUUAACGUCCCCUACGACACCGGCAUAUUCUUCACCCGCUCCUCCCACACCCCCCAAGCCGUCUUCCAAAACCCCAACGCAGUGUACCUCUCGACGCCGACCCCUUCCUCCGGCCCCGCCAUCCCCAGCCCUCUAAACAUCGGGCUCGAGAACUCGCGCCGCUUCCGCGCGCUACCCGUGUACGCCGUGCUCGUAAGCGAGGGCGCGGCGGGCGUAGCCGACAUGCUGGCGCGCAUGGUGCGGCUAGCGCGGGGGAUCGCGGGGGCUAUAGCGCGUGGCGACGAGCUGCGAGGAGACUAUGAAUUACUGCCCGAGCAGAAGGGGGCAGGGGAGAAGGAGGAAGAGGAAGAGAACACGCAUAUUGUGGUGUUGUUCCGCGCGCGAGACCCGGGGCUCAAUGCGGCGUUGGUUGAAAAGAUACAGGCGUCGGGGGAUUGGUACGUUAGCGGGACGAAAUGGGAGGGACAGCCUGCGUGUCGUAUUGCGGUGGCGAGCUGGCGGGUUAAUGUUGAUGAGGAUUUGGCGUUUGUGAAGGGUAGACUGGCUGGGAUAGCUAAGGAGUGGAAGGACGGGAGUAGUAAAUGA